AUGGCCGUGACCGCCUGCCAGGGCUUGGGGUUCAUGAUUUCACUGAUUGGGAUUGCGGGCAUCAUUGCUGCCACCUGCAUGGACCAGUGGAGCACCCAGGACCUGUACAACAACCCGGUGACAGCUGUAUUCAACUACCAAGGGCUGUGGCGCUCCUGUGUCCGAGAGAGCUCUGGCUUCACCGAGUGCCGGGGCUACUUCACCCUGCUGGGGCUGCCAGCCAUGCUGCAGGCAGUGAGAGCCCUGAUGGUGGUGGGCAUUGUCCUGGGUGCCAUUGGCCUCCUGGUGUCCAUCUUCGCCCUGAAGUGCAUCCGCAUUGGCAGCAUGGGGGACUCUGCCAAGGCCAACAUGACACUUACCUCUGGGAUCAUGUUCAUCAUCUCAGGUAUUUGUGCAAUCGCUGGAGUGUCUGUGUUUGCCAACAUGCUGGUUACUAACUUCUGGAUGUCUACAGCUAACAUGUACACCGGCAUGGGUGGGAUGGUACAGACUGUUCAGACCAGGUACACCUUUGGUUCAGCUCUGUUCGUGGGCUGGGUCGCUGGAGGCCUCACGCUAAUCGGAGGCGUGAUGAUGUGCAUCGCCUGCCGGGGCCUGGCGCCCGAGGACACCAGCUACAAAGCCGUGUCUUAUCACGCCUCAGGCCACAAUGUCGCCUACAAGCCUGGAGGCUUCAAGGUCGGCACCAGCUUUGGAUCCAACACCAAAAACAAGAGGAUAUACGAUGGGGGUGCCCGCACAGAGGACGAGGUACAAUCUCAUCCUUCCAAGUACGACUACGUGUAG
Molecule: messenger RNA, 786 nt
Organism: Diceros bicornis minor
Lineage: Eukaryota; Metazoa; Chordata; Mammalia; Perissodactyla; Rhinocerotidae
Gene: CLDN18
Product: claudin 18
Exons: 5
Coding region: 1-786 (261 amino acids)
Biological process (GO): cell adhesion; bicellular tight junction assembly
Cellular component (GO): plasma membrane; bicellular tight junction
Molecular function (GO): structural molecule activity
Source: RefSeq, a predicted model, not a curated record